UUGUGUGGAGCGGUUGUGUUGGACGCUGGACGGGAUAUUUCUCUGAACUGAGAGGUGCUGUUAAUGUACUGGACCUGCAUUUGCACAGUACCGCUGAUAUGGAGUCCAGACAACAGGAGCUGUAUUCUAGCGUACUGACUCCUGAAGCAAUAGUAGACUGGGAAGACCGAGAGACUUUCCAUGCAGGUUUAUUGGACAAAGAGCCUCUAAAGGAAGUGGAUGAGGACAUGGUAUCAGAGGUGGAUCUCAACAACACUGUCACAGAAGAGGAGCGAGAGGAAAUGGAGAAUGAACUGACUAAGUUAGAAGAAGAAAUCACAACUUUGAAACAAGUCCUGGCCUCCAAAGAAAAGCGUCACUUGGAGCUGAAACAGAAACUAGGGAUCACACCCCUGUGUGAACUGCGACAGAACUUCACCAAGAGCUGGUACGACAUGCAGACCAGCACUGCAUACAAAAAGACGUCUGAGAGCCUGUCUACGGCAGGACAGAGGACCUCAGCGGCCUUCAGUAACCUGGGCAAUACCAUCAGCAGGAAGUUCGGGGAUAUGAGGUCAUAUUCUCUUGGCUAUUCUAUACGGCAUUCAAUGAGCAUGCCUACAAUGAGGAACUCGCCUAGUUUCAAGUCGUUUGAGGAGAAAGUCGAAAGCACAGUUUCAAACAUUAAGUCUAAGGUUGGAGGAACAGGAGAUGCGGGCAGUUUUGAAGAGGUCCUCUCUUCAGCGGCCCAAGCCAGCUCCCAGGACACCCCUACUAAUAACGUGACUGAGAACAGUGAACGCUAAGGGUUUUAAUGGUCUACCAGUGAAACUUUGAUGACCCUUAAUGGUUUGG
Messenger RNA from Sinocyclocheilus rhinocerous, 834 nucleotides. Its product is annotated as TPD52 like 1. Gene Ontology annotation, cellular component: cytoplasm. The transcript is spliced from 10 exons. Gene Ontology annotation, biological process: positive regulation of apoptotic signaling pathway; positive regulation of MAP kinase activity. The record is from RefSeq and is a predicted model, not a curated record. NCBI's taxonomy places the organism in Eukaryota, Metazoa, Chordata, Actinopteri, Cypriniformes, Cyprinidae. The coding region runs from base 99 to 785 and encodes 228 amino acids.